UCCGCGGGAUUUGAAAAUCCUGCCCCACUGAGCCGAACAAAGAGCGGGGGAAGUGCCCGGCCCCCUCCCUUUCUCCGCUGCACGCCGCAGACGCUACCGGAGAGCGGACCCCUUUUCCAGCUCCUGCCCCAGCUCUUCCUCCCUAUUGCCCACGGCGGGCUGAGUGGGAGGGCACGCACCAUGUGGAUCCAGGUCCGCACGAUAGACGGCACCCAGACCCAAACCAUCGACGACCUCAGUCGCCUUACUAAGAUCGAGUGUCUGCGGGAGAAGAUCCAGGAGACCUUCCGCGUAAGCCCCAACCGCCAGCGCCUUUUCUACCGGGGCAAGCAGCUAGAAGAUGGACACACUUUGUUUGACUACAAUGUUGGACUAAAUGACAUAGUUCAGCUUUUGAUACGUUCUGAAUCUGAAGCUCCUACCCCGGCUUCUGUGACACAUCAGGAUGGAGAUGUCAAUCCCUGUGCUGCUUCCAACUGCAAGAAUAAAGUCAAAAAAACAAAUAGUGGGUCACCCAGUCAGCCAUCUACAUCAUCUCGCUCAUUUCUCAUUGAUCCUGGCAUUGGGUUAUACAAGAUAAACGAAUUGGUGGAUGCCCGUGAUGUCAGCAUUGGAGCCUGGUUUGAAGCUCAUAUAGAAAAUGUUACCAGAGCAACGAAGGGACAUAAGAAUGGUAAAGCUCAAGGAAAGAGUGGUAACACUUACAGAAGGACUAAUGGAAACUUAAGUCAAGAUCAUUCUAGAGAAAAUGCAAAUAAUUUGGACAGUACACCAUCCACAUCUUAUUCAGACUGUAUGGACGCUGGUGAAGAAGCUAUUUAUCAUAUCAAAUAUGAUGAGUACCCAGAGAAUGGCAUAGUAGAAAUGGACACCAGUAAUCUUCGACCCCGAGCAAGAACCAUUCUGAAGUGGAGUGAACUGAAAGUGGGUGAUGUGGUGAUGGUUAACUACAAUGUUGAGACUCCAGAAGAAAGAGGAUUUUGGUUUGAUGCAGAAAUUACCUCUUUGAGAGAAAUCUCAAGGACUAACAAAGAGGUUCAUGCUAAAAUUCUGCUGGGAGGCCCAGAAGACACAAUAAAUGAUUGUAAAAUCCUUUUUAUAGAGGAAAUGUACAAGAUUGAAAAGCCAGGAGCCUAUCCAUUGACAUUUGGGGAUGGAGAUUUCAAAAGAAAAAGUGGCCCUGAAUGCAAGCACUGUAGGGCUGAUCCAGAUAAGGAGUGCCGUUUUUGUUCAUGUUAUUUGUGUGGUGGAAAACAGGAUGCUCACAUGCAACUCCUGUGCGAUGAAUGUAAUAUGGCUUAUCAUAUUUACUGCCUGAACCCUCCCUUAAGCAAGAUACCAGAAGAUGAGGACUGGUAUUGUCCUUCCUGCAAAAAUGAUUCUAAUGAAGUUGUAAAGGCUGGAGAAAAACUCAAACAAAGUAAAAAGAAAGCAAAGAUGCCGUCUGCCAGUACUGAAAGCCAGAGAGACUGGGGCAAGGGCAUGGCCUGUGUUGGUCGCACCAAGGAAUGCACAAUUGUUCCUUCAAAUCAUUAUGGACCUAUACCUGGUGUUCCUGUUGGAACAACCUGGAAGUUCAGAGUUCAGGUGAGCGAAGCAGGUGUUCACAGACCCCAUGUGGGUGGAAUCCAUGGACGCAGUAAUGAUGGAGCUUAUUCACUUGUAUUAGCUGGAGGAUUUGAAGAUGAAGUGGAUCGAGGAGAUGAAUUCACUUACACUGGGAGUGGAGGUAGAGAUCUUUCUGGCAAUAAAAGGAUUGGAGAACAUUCAUUUGAUCAGACAUUAACACACAUGAAUAGGGCAUUGGCCCUUAACUGUGAUGCCCCACUGGAUGACAAAAAUGGAGCAGAGUCUAAGAACUGGAGGGCUGGUAAGCCAGUCAGAGUAGUGCGCAGUUCAAAAGGACGGCGAAUCAGCAAAUAUGCCCCAGAGGAAGGCAACAGAUAUGACGGCAUUUACAAGGUGGUAAAAUACUGGCCAGAAAUUGGAAAAUGUGGAUUUUUAGUUUGGCGUUACCUUUUGAGGAGAGAUGAUGUUGAGCCUGCACCUUGGACUUCAGAAGGAAUGGAGCGCUCAAAGAAACUGGGUCUAAGUGUACAGUAUCCAGAAGGUUAUUUGGAAGCCAUGGCUAGUAAGGAGAAGAAGGAUAAGGUUAAAAAGCAAACUGUGAAACAGGAGCCAACCAGGCAAAGCAAUGGAAACCAGAAAAGGACAAUUGAUGCAGGUAUAGAGGAACCUAUGAGUACACCCAAAAAAGCCAUGAGGAUGGGAGACGGAGGGAAAGGAGAGGCUUUCCAGCUGACUCAAGAGCAGCAAUGGCUGAUAAGAGAAGACACAAUGAACCAGAAACUGUGGGAUGAAGUACUUGCUUCUCUUAAGGAAGGACCAAAUUUUCUGAAGAAACUGGAACAAUCCUUUAUGUGUGUCUGCUGCCAGGAGCUGGUGUACCAGCCAGUGACAACAGAGUGCCUCCACAACGUCUGUAAAAGUUGUUUACAGCGCUCUUUCAGAGCUGAAGUUUUCACCUGCCCUGCGUGCCGCUACGACCUGGGAAAAGGCUACACCAUGGUUCCCAACAAGAUACUGCAGACACUACUGGACCAGUUCUUCCCUGGUUACAGUAAAGGGCGAUGAUGUGCUCAGAUUCUUCUGUACUUCGCUCAAUGACUUUAUAGAGAGUAAAGGGGAAUAAACAUGAGAAAUUCAACAGUGGACCAGCCACCUUGAUGGGACUCUAUAUUGUCACAUUUUGAAGCAGCUAACCCUCUUCCCAUCAUGGCCAUCUUUCUGGUGUAGUGAGAACUCUAAUUCUUAGCUGUCUUUUAACAUCAAGGGUAGUUUUGGCCAGUUAAAAAAAAUGUUUUUAGAGAAGAAGAAGAAGAAGAAAAAGAAGAAAAGCUUCAGCUCUUACUGGCCUAGCUGAUGCUUAAUUUAUGAUUUGUUUUUUUUGUAACUACCUCAGGACAGAGGAAAAUACAUUGUGGGGAUAACAAAACUUGGUGGAGUUUUAGCUACACACUGCCUCCUCAAUAUUAGUUGUGCCUGGUCCAUGUGGUUUGAUUUACAAAAAAGAAAAAAAACAAAGCAAACAACCCAAACCAAAACAAAACCCACAAAAAAAAAAAAAGGCAAAAACUCC
This is a messenger RNA of Melopsittacus undulatus (budgerigar), 3139 nucleotides long. RefSeq names its product ubiquitin like with PHD and ring finger domains 2 (gene UHRF2). The record is from RefSeq and is a predicted model, not a curated record. Gene Ontology annotation, molecular function: metal ion binding; ubiquitin protein ligase activity; protein binding. The transcript is spliced from 16 exons. Gene Ontology annotation, biological process: negative regulation of gene expression via chromosomal CpG island methylation; protein ubiquitination. Bases 181 to 2634 code for a protein of 817 amino acids. Lineage: Eukaryota; Metazoa; Chordata; Aves; Psittaciformes; Psittaculidae.